UAAGAAAUUAAUUUAAAAGUAUGACCCCAAAAAUAUAAUUGAAGAUUAAAAGCUUCAUAAAUUGAAAAUUUCCCUCCACUUUUAAUUCCCGGCUCAAGAACUUCCCGCCCUCCACUUCAUAAAUUGAACGUAAUCUCUGAUUCUUUGUUAAGCUCAACAAUGGCAGCUAAUCUCUACAACACCCACGUCAAACUUUUAGCCUUCGAUUUCCUCUCUCUUUCCCCCAAUCCAAGAGACACGUCGUCUUUCUCUCGUAAAGGCGUGCCCUUGUCACGCGCUGAAACGGUCGGGUAUGUUGUGACCCGUGAUCUCAAAUACGGAAGAUUCCUCAGAUUCACCAUCGACGAUGGAACCGGAUGCAUCGCUUGCGUCCUCUGGCUCAACCAGCUCACCUCUCCUCACUUCUCCAGGCGCGACCCGUCAGAUGUUCGAUCAAUUGCCUCAAUGGCGGAAAAACUUGCUUCUGAGAUUCAGUUGGGCGAUGUUGCCAGGGUGCGUGGUAGGAUCACCGUGUUCAGAGGGACUGUUCAGAUUACAGUUUCUGAUGUCGCUUUCGAGACGGACCCUAAUGCCCAAGUCCUGCACUGGCUCGACUGCGUUAGGCUGUCGAAGAAAUGUUACGAUAAGUUUCCAUCUUAAAUAUAUUUGCUAAUUUCUUGAAUAUAUGUAUGUUGAUUCUUGAAUCUUGACGAUACUGCCGAUGAAUAGACGAUUCUUGUUUCACCAUGUUCGACAAGUUGGAUAAAGCCCAAAAUAAAAUAAAAUAAAUGCAGGGAGUGCAUUUAAAUUGCAUCAGUCACUAUUUCGAUAUUAAAACUCCCAACCGUCUGCAAUGUUUAAUUUUUGUAGUGGUGUAUAUAACUCUCGAGUUGGUGGUCUUCAUUU
Molecule: messenger RNA, 885 nt
Organism: Erythranthe guttata (spotted monkey flower)
Lineage: Eukaryota; Viridiplantae; Streptophyta; Magnoliopsida; Lamiales; Phrymaceae
Gene: STN1
Product: Nucleic acid-binding, OB-fold-like protein
Molecular function (GO): nucleic acid binding
Source: RefSeq, a predicted model, not a curated record